Arvicanthis niloticus (Nile rat) is the source of this 406-nucleotide messenger RNA. Lineage: Eukaryota; Metazoa; Chordata; Mammalia; Rodentia; Muridae. The record is from RefSeq and is a predicted model, not a curated record.
GCUCCGGGACCUCUCGCGCUGUCCCCGCUGCUCCUUCCCCGCUGCUCCUUCUCCGCUGCUCCACUGAGCUAUGGCGUUCGUGACCAGGCAAUUCGUGCGUUCCAUGUCCUCUUCUUCCUCUGCGUCGGCGGCUGCCAAGAAGAUCCUGAUCAAGCAUGUGACAGUCAUCGGCGGCGGGCUGAUGGGCGCCGGCAUCGCGCAGGUGGCUGCAGCAACUGGUCACACAGUAGUGUUGGUGGACCAAACAGAAGACAUCCUGGCAAAAUCCAAGAAGGGAAUUGAGGAGAGCCUAAAGAGAAUGGCAAAGAAGAAGUUCACAGAAAACCCUAAGGUGCCUUUGCUGACACAUCUUGCCAAAGUCAUGUCCUGUUCUCGGGUGAACAGGACAUGGGAAAACCUCCAGUAA